Molecule: messenger RNA, 4362 nt
Organism: Gadus chalcogrammus (walleye pollock)
Lineage: Eukaryota; Metazoa; Chordata; Actinopteri; Gadiformes; Gadidae
Gene: chrna2b
Product: cholinergic receptor, nicotinic, alpha 2b (neuronal)
Exons: 6
Coding region: 129-1883 (584 amino acids)
Biological process (GO): signal transduction; monoatomic ion transmembrane transport; regulation of membrane potential
Cellular component (GO): postsynaptic membrane; synapse; neuron projection
Molecular function (GO): acetylcholine-gated monoatomic cation-selective channel activity; transmembrane signaling receptor activity
Source: RefSeq, a predicted model, not a curated record
ACGUGCCUCCCAGCAACGAAGAUGACACGCUUCCAUCACGUCUCUCUCUCCCUCCACGAUAAGGUGUUCACGGUGACGCCACCGAUCUCCGGGCAUCUCCCCGCACCACCGACGCCGAGGCGGACACCAUGGGACACGCAGCAGCGGGCGACCACCUGUUCUCGGUGAGGACCACCGUGGUGUGGUGCCUGCUCUUCUGCGACUCCAUCGUGUGCGGCCAGGGGGUCCAGCCCCACGGCGAGGACCAGCUCUUCAAGAAGCUCUUCUUCCGCUACAACAAGUGGUCCCGGCCGGUGCCCAACGUCUCCGACGUGGUCAUCGUCAAGUUCGGCCUCUCCAUCGCCCAGCUCAUCGAUGUGGAUGAAAAGAACCAGAUGAUGACCACCAAUGUGUGGCUGAAACAAGAAUGGAACGACUACAAGCUGAGCUGGAACCCGUCCGACUACGACAACGUGACGUCCAUCAGGGUGCCCUCAGAGCUGAUCUGGGUGCCUGACAUCGUCCUCUACAACAAUGCCGACGGGGAGUUCGCCGUGACCCACAUGACCAAGGCGCACCUGUUCCACACGGGCAAGGUGCGCUGGGUGCCGCCGGCCAUCUACAAGUCGUCGUGCAGCAUCGACGUCACCUUCUUCCCCUUCGACCAGCAGAACUGCAAGAUGAAGUUCGGCUCGUGGACCUACGACAAGGCCAAGAUCGACCUGGAGCCCAUCGAGGUGGCGGUGGACCUCAGCAACUACUGGGAGAGCGGCGAGUGGGCCAUCAUCAACGCGGUGGGCACCUACAACACCAAGAAGUACGACUGCUGCCACGAGAUCUACCCGGACAUCACCUACUUCUUCAUCAUCCGCCGGCUGCCCCUCUUCUACACCAUCAACCUCAUCAUCCCCUGCCUGCUCAUCUCCUGCCUGACCGUGCUGGUGUUCUACCUGCCGUCGGACUGCGGCGAGAAGAUCACUCUGUGCAUCUCGGUGCUGCUGUCGCUCACCGUGUUCCUGCUGCUCAUCACCGAGAUCAUCCCGUCCACCUCGCUGGUCAUCCCGCUCAUCGGCGAGUACCUGCUCUUCACCAUGAUCUUCGUCACGCUCAGCAUCGUCAUCACCGUCUUCGUGCUCAACGUGCACCACCGCUCGCCGGGCACGCACCAGAUGCCCCUCUGGGUGCACCGCGUGUUCCUGGACCUCAUCCCCCGCUGGCUGUUCAUGCGGCGACCGGCGCCGGAUGGGCGGCGGCGGCGGCUGAUCACGCUGCGGCGGGAGACGGGGGCGGCGGCGGCGUGGGGGAGGAAGGGUCGUCACGACGACGGCAGCGGCGGGGCUCGCUGCCUCAGCACGUCGGCCACCUGGCUGAAGGAGGCGGGCGCCAUGGCGACGACGGCGACGGCGGAGUCCACGACGACCACGACCACGACGCUGACCACGGCGAAGGACGACCCCGAGAGGAGGUGCUACGAGGAGCUGGAGCUGGGCAAGCUGACCUCGUACUUCUCCUUCCGGCCGCCGUCGCCGCGUCCGCCCGGGUCCACGCCUCCUCCUGCUGCUCCUCCUCCUCCUCCUCCUCCUCCUCCUCCUCCUCCCCUGCUCCCCCCGGCCAGCGGCCUCGACCUGCCGCCCUUGUGCGUCCAAAAGACGGGUUCCCUCGGCGAGGAGGCGACGCCGGGGGAGUCGUCCUUCCUGCUGUCACCAGGCGUGAUGCGGGCGCUGGAGGGCGUGCUCUACAUCGCCGACCACCUCCGCGCCGAGGACGCCGACUUCAGUGUGAAGGAAGACUGGAAGUACGUUGCCAUGGUGAUCGACCGCAUCUUCCUGUGGAUGUUCAUCAUCGUGUGCCUACUGGGCACCAUUGGCCUUUUCCUCCCGCCCUGGCUGGCCGGAAUGAUCUAGAAGAGGUGGCCUCCGUCCCCAGCACCACCGCCACUGGUGACCUAUGACCUCUGCUGGGGAGAAAGUACGGCAGGUCCCUGGAUAAGAGUUGUGUUACGCAGGCUUAACUGGUGAUGGAUCUGUUUCAAAAGACCUGACCUGAGGAUCCCGGACAUUGUUGACCCCUUGAGUGUUGUGGCCGGAAUCUGUGGUUUGGAAACAUUCCUGGACUGUGGAGGAGUUGAACCGGUCAGUGGCGCGGUCUACCAGGAGCCGAUUUGGUGGGCAGGGCCCAAACUCAGCUUGUUUUUUUUGUCUUCCACCUCUGGAUCCUGAUCAUUACCAUACUCACACACACAGAAACAAAAUAAUUACCCCAAAAAGCCGGUCGGUCCUGGCUAGUGGCUUUGAUGAAGACGUGCCCAAUGGCAUUUUGUUUGAGUUCUCAGUGGCUGCAGCAACACCCUGGAUCUCUCCCGGAGUUCCCUUGAGCGGGAAACAUUUCUGUCGGACGAAUGCAUUGUUGUACUGCGCUGUCCGCUCCCCUCCGUGACCCGAUGGAAUAAGAGACCGUGCGCAGCUCGUCAUCUCCAUGCGUCAGUGGCCUUUGACCGGGAGCGACCGGGAGCAGACAGGCCAGGCUCUUUCAAGCGUUCGUCCUCUGGCAUUACAUGAAAUACCUAAAAAACAUAUGGGGCCCUAUCUUGCAUCCGGCGCAAUUGACUUUCUCACUGGCGCAUGUGUCAUUGCUAGUUUGCAACUGGCGCAGAGCGUUCUAUUCCCUCCUGCGUCACGCGUCUGUAAAUUAGGGAAUGAUCUUGCGCCCCAAGGGGCGGUUCGGCAAAAGGAGGAGGCGUGUUCUGGCGCAAACGUUCCCUGGUGCUAUUUUGCAGUUUCAGAAAACAAUUCCGCCACAAACCAGGAAAUACCUGGUUUAAAGGCAGUGGCGCGUUGUUCAGAUGCUAUUUUAAGGGCGCAUGCAUAAUGUUGCUUGUGCAGCUCGCACAUACACUUUGCUUCUCUCAUCUACCUAGCCACACAUUCUUCGUAAAUUAUUUGGGAAAGAACAGAUGAUACAGCCGUAAUAAGUUGUACUUUUAAAUCAAUGCAUCUGCAAACACCGUACAGCAAACACAUAUUUUCUUGACACAGACAUCGUGUACAUGCCCAUAACUUUUAGGAUUGAUGAGUAUUUGAUCGUGAGAAAACAUUGUUUUACCGCGAGUGAGUUAAAAAGAAUGAAUGAAUGCGGGCGCGCGUGUGUGUAUGUGUAAAAUUAGGCCUAAAAUUAGGUAAUUAGGCUACUUCAGACCAACCCAUUUUAGAUUUGCGUCGGGCGCAAGAGUCAUUUUUGCGCCGGUAAAAUAGCAACAUCGCCAUAGAACCGCCCGGAAAGCUACUUGCGGUUGGCUCUUCUCACUUGCGUUUCAGACCGUUAAAAUAGGGCCCAUGGUAUGUUUAGAUUCUAGAUUGGACCCAUAAUGUGCGUUGGGUACUCUUUCAACCAUUGCUGAAUUUGUCAGCUAGUAAUAGCUUUUAUUUUCAUUGUUAAUUGGGCCGGGGAUACGCUGAAUGGCAAAACAUGUUGGUGAAUGUGUCAAUUCAAUUGUUGGUAGAGAUGUUUUUGUAUAUUAAUGUCUGUAUUAAGUUAUUUUCUACUUCUACUGAAUGACUCACUUUGCUGCUGCUUCUGAUAAAAAAAGAUGAAUAUGUAUUUAUUUUAUUAUUUUUCUGACUUAUUUAUUACACAUUUUUAUACUAUAUUUAUCAUUUAAACCAACAUUUAAUAAACACAUGCGUUUAUUAGAUGUUUGUCUAUGACUGCUGCUUUCACAUUAUUUUCCCAUGCCUACAUAAUGAGCGAUCGUAUGUAGGUGUGAUUUAUUGGUAACACAAUCAUUUCUGUUCACAUAUCUAACCAGCUAUGAGGUCAUGAUGAAACGAUAACGCACCCCAUAACAAAUGUCCCAUUACAUAUUUAAAGCGCCACAGAAAACACACACACAAAAUCACACAAAAUGCCAAUCAGCGAUUGAAUACAUACAGUCAUACCUCAUAAAACAUGUUUUAUAUUUGAUACACUUCAGUCCUCCAUCAACAGUAUCAGUAAUGAUACACAUGUUUCUAAUAUGAUAACACAUUCAUGUAAUUCAUCAUUCACUAAUAGCUUAUUAAUGUUGUUUACAGACAUGGAGUGUUACCAAUAUCAUUUACAGUUUUAUUUCAUUAAUUCCAAUGUUGUGAUGACAUAAUAUUGAUGAUGAAGAUGAUGACAUAUAAUGCAUCCACAUAGAAAGGCACUCAAGGUCGAUAUAGAAAAUAUUUUCCAAGUAUUGUAUAAAUGUCUCGAUCAGUAUUUUCUCAUUUUUAACGAAGAAUAAAGUCUCACAUUUUAUAUAAAAAUGACUAAGGCUGUAUCAAUAGCAGAACUAUUCUGCAGAUUAUGUGUAAAAUGUUGCAUAUUUUAUUUAGUUUUUUUUCCUUUUUCCAUCAAAUUAAA